AUAUUACAAAAACAAAAAAACCAAUCCAGAUAAAAUUAAAGAUUUUAAAGAUCUUAAACUUUUUAAGCUUAACAUCAUUCCUGAAGAAGGUUGUAAUCACAACCGAAACGUCGAAGAAAAAUUAGGAUAAAUGAAUUUGACCUAAAGCCCACAUAGGAGUUAAUAUUAUAUAUUAAAGAAGGUCACGAAGAUAGAAAUAAUUUGUAUUACGGAGGGCACGCCGUAUUUAAACUUUCAAAAUGAAUUUUUAUGAAUAUGUAAGAAACACAUACGGAUUUCAAGUAUGUUCAGAUUUAAAAAGUUUUAGCAAGAUAGGGGUAAGUAAUAUUAAACAUAAAAAUACUUUAGUUUUUCUUCUAAAAUGUAGGGAAUUUGGUUUAAUUCCUGAAUUUAUUCAGAAUUCAACAAAAAAUGUUUCAAUGUUGUUCGAUUUUGAGAAUGGAGAAUGUGAUAGAGGUUUAAAUAAAAAACUUUCUUCAACAUCAAGAAAAUAUCAUUCAAAAUUACUCAAUAUUGCAAUUUCAUUGAAACAAUCGCAAAUCAAAAAUCAAAAUAGAUUAUUAGGUGUGUUUUUUAUUACCACCGGUCUUAACUGGACAAAAAAAAACGCCACGGGGCUUAACCUGAAAUCUUGGCAGCAUUGUAUAUUGAAUGUUCCGAAAACAGCAGACACAACAAAAAUUUAGAGUUGUCAUAUUUUUCGCUUUCGUCAUUUUCUUGUAUUUUUCAUGUAUGUUCUACAAAGACAUACAAAAAUGUAUGCUAGCAAAACUAUUUUAAUACAUUUUGUCCUUCCAAACGUGAGUUUUCACGUUUUUAAACAAAUUCUAAACAAUUUAUGAAAAAAUUAGUUUGGUAGCACAGAUUUAAAACUCUUCAAAAAGUUAAGCCCAGAGAAAUCUCCGGGCUAAACAACUAAGCCCACGGGGCUAAAGUGUUGUUGUUAUUAACAUGUAAAUUGCUUAGCCCCGACUGCGUUUUUUUUGUCCAGUUAAGACCAGUUGUAAUAAAAAACACACCUAUUAGUUGUCUUAGAAAGUAAAAUUAAACGCGUAUUAUUAGAAAAUGAAUAUAGUUAUUUCUUCAGGAGCCAAGAAAUAACAAAAACCAAAAUAAAUGAUAGUACAAAAUUUUCCAAAAAGAGAAAGCUUGGUCAUUAAAAUUUAAAGCUAGACAAGAAAUGAGGAUCAAUUUUAAAGAAAAUUGGUUCGUCAAUAAAACACAGGUAGAAUUCCCAAAGGACACAAAAUGGAUUUUAUCUUUAGGACCAAAAUUUGCGUUACCUAUUAAAAAAGAAAACAUACCAAUGUUUAAAAUGAUUGCCGAUGGAGAAGAGUUAAUAAAAAGUAAAGAACAAAAUGAACAAGAACCUGCACGGUCAUGUUUUACGCAAAUAUUACAGAAUUAUAUGCGAUUUGUAUCAAUUCCUUAUUUGGAUAAAUAUUUGAAUAAAAUAUUUAGUGAUACAAAAAAGUUCUUAAAACGACACCCAGAAAUUUUGAUUGUCCCAGCUGAUAAAGGCAAUGUUACGGUAGCUAUGCUAAGAGAAAAUUAUUUUGCUAAAAUGAAAGAUAUGAUGGCUGAUAGGAAUACUUAUACAAUUUUAAGAAACGACCCAACAAAUAAAGUCCAAAAUAUUAAUAACAACCAUGUUAAACUCUUGUUCAGAAAUAAUUAUAUUAAUGAAUAUGAAAAGAAAUGUAGGACGACUUAUACAGCUAACAGUCCAAAAAUUUACGGAUUUCCAAAAAUCCAUAAACAGAAUGUACCAUUAAUGCCAAUUUGUUCAUCACUAAAAGUCCCAUGUUAUGAGUUGUCUAAAUACAUUGUUAAGGUUUUAAAUAAUAUAACUGUUGACUCAAAAUACAAUGUUAAGAACGCAUCAUCGUUUAUUUCAACUAUUUCACCAAUCAUUUUAGAACAAGAUAAUAUUCUUGUUUCUUUUGACGUUAUUUCGUUAUUUACUAACAUUCCUAUCCCAUUGGUUCUAGAAUUGGUUGAAAAAAGUUGGGAUAAAAUUAAAGAUCAUACCAGAAUUCCAAAAUUAAAAUUUUUAGAAAUCUUAAGAUUUUGUGUUAUAGAUAAUAAUUAUUUAGAAUUUGAUAAAAUUUUUUAUCAACAAAAACAAGGAGUUCCGAUGGGAAGUCCAGCUUCUCCAAUAUUAGCAGAUAUUGUAAUGGAAGCAUUAUUAGAUAAUGUUUUUGAAAAAAUUCCUUAUAAGCCUAAAAUAAUUACAAAAUAUGUUGAUGAUAUUUUUAUCAUCCUUAAAUCUUGUCAUGUUGAUUCAACUCUAACUGCUUUAAACUCGUUUCAUCCGAAAAUUCAGUUUACAGUUGAGUUUGAAAAUAAUGGAAAACUUCCAUAUCUGGAUGUGUUAGUAAUAAGAAGAAAUAAUAGGUUAAUAUUUGAUUGGUACAAAAAACCAACAUCUUCAGGUCGUCUUAUUAAUUUUAAUUCUAAACAGCCUAAACAAGUUAUUAUCAAUACAGCAAAAAAAUUUGUUAAUAGAGUUUUAGAUAUCAGUGACAUUGUCUUUCGUCAAAAAAACAUACAAAUAAUUAUGGAUACGUUACUUUCCAAUUCAUUUCCUUUAAAUAUAAUAAAAACAUUACUGAAUCAAUAUUUCAAUCCAUUGGUUCAGAUAAAUAUAGUAGCAAAUGUUACUCCAUUUUCAUACAAAAGUAUUGUAUACAUUCCAAAUCUUUCCAAUAGAAUGUUAAAUGCUCCAAUAAGAAAUAAAGAUAAUGUUCGUAUAGCUUUCAAAUCGGCAAAUAUCCUAAGAAGUUCAUUGUUUUCGAAUUUAAAAGGUGAACUUAAUAAAAAUGAAAAAUCAAAUAUUGUCUACAAGAUAAAAUGCUUAGGUGAUGGAAUAAUAAAUUGUCCUUCCGUUUAUGUAGGAACGUCUAUGCAAAAACUUAAAAAUCGUUUAGCUGGUCAUAGAUCAGAUAUUAAUAGCGGACAUUCACAUAAGACAGCAUUAGCUUUGCAUUGCAUAGAUGAAGGACAUAGACCAGAUUUCAAUAACGUUGAUAUUAUACAGACAGAAAAACACUAUAGCAAACGUAUGUUACUAGAAAUGUUACAUAUUUUAAAUACAGAUAAUACGGUUAAUAGGAGAUCUGAUUGCGAAGGGUUGAGCAAUAUUUAUAGUCAGUUUGUGCAUAGAAAUAUUUUAGGCUAAAUAUUUAGGUAUAUUUGACUUGAAUUUUGAAGAUCAUUUUUGAUUAGAAGUUCAAAAUUUUGAAUUUCUUAUCAAAUGUGAAAUUUAGAUUUCAUUAUUUUAAAAUUUCGAUUGAUAGAAACGUCUUUAUCAAGACUUCAUUAAUUGAAUUUUAAAAUAUUACAAAAACAAAAAAACCAAUCCAGAUAAAAUUAAAGAUUUUAAAGAUCUUAAACUUUUUAAGCUUAACAUCGUAAGUAUAGAUUUUUAUUUUCUUUUUAAUUAUUAUAUUUUAGACUAAGAAUAUUUAUUUUAGAUUCCUGAAGAAGGUUGUAAUCACAACCGAAACGUCGAAGAAAAAUUAGGAUAAAUGAAUUUGACCUAAAGCCCACAUAGGAGUUAAUAUUAUAUAUUAAAGAAGGUCACGAAGAUAGAAAUAAUUUUUAAGUUUAUCAUGACGGAAGAUGAAAAAUCUGCGUUCGAGGAGUUGAAAAGAGCCUUAAUGACGGCCCCAGAUUUAGUACGACCGAAUUUUACUAAGCGCUUCUUUAUCCAGUGUGACGCUAUUCCAAACAUACGAUGAGGUUAAGUUUCCGAUCUACUUCUCACAAAAGUUAAACACUUGCCAAAGGAAUCAUAGUGUAACCGAGAAGGAGUGUAUGGCAGCAGUAAUGGCAGUGAAAAAGUUCCGUACCUAUGUCGAGGGUAUAGACUUUACCAUAAUAACCGAUCACUCUUCUCUAAAAUGGCUUACGUCUAUAAAGGACAUUAGCGGUCGAUUGGCCAGGCGGAGCCUAGAAUUACAGUCCUAUAUCUUCCACAUAGAGCAUAGGAAGGGUUCACUGAACGUGGUGCCAGAAGCUCGAGCAAUAAGCAGUGCGCGCUCUUACCCACUGAGCGAUCUUACCCCAAAUGACUCUAUGGACCAAUAUUUUGUGAAGAGUAAGCGUGAGUAGUUUUUCAGGAUUAUUUCAAACAAAUUGUUAUGCGAUGUAUUCAUUUUAAAUAUUUUUAAGCUAUUGCCUAGAUUUUAACGCAGGCCUGGCAUGGGGAGCUUAACGUUGCGCCCGAUUUCGAGAUUCAUAUCGCUGUACGAGGUAGCCGAAUGUAUGAGAAAGGCAAAUCUCACGUUAAGAAAUCCAAAUUUUGCUUUAAAGAGCUCAAAUAUUUGGGUUUCAUCGUUGGUGGUAGGAAUUCGGAAACAGAUCCCGCCAAGGUAGAAGCGAAUUUUCCCAUGCCGAAAAAUUCAAGGUAAGUUCGAAGGUUACUGGGUCUAGCUGUGUGGUAUAGGAUGUUUAUAAGAAACUUUUCUAUCUUGACCGCUCCACUAACGACACGUUGAAGAAAAAGUAUAUUAAGUUUAUCAUGACGGAAGAAGCAAAAUCUGCGUUCGAGGAGUUGAAAAGAGCCUUAAUGACGGCCCCAGAUUUAGUACGACCGAAUUUUACUAAGCGCUUCUUUAUCCAGUGUGACGCUAUUCCAAACAUACGAUGAGGUUAAGUUUCCGAUCUACUUCUCACAAAAGUUAAACACUUGCCAAAGGAAUCAUAGUGUAACCGAGAAGGAGUGUAUGGCAGCAGUAAUGGCAGUGAAAAAGUUCCGUACCUAUGUCGAGGGUAUAGACUUUACCAUAAUAACCGAUCACUCUUCUCUAAAAUGGCUUACGUCUAUAAAGGACAUUAGCGGUCGAUUGGCCAGGUGGAGCCUAGAAUUACAGUCCUAUAUCUUCCACAUAGAGCAUAGGAAGGGUUCACUGAACGUGGUGCCAGAAGCUCUUUCUCGGGCGCAGCUAGAUGCGAUAGAGUUAGAACUAAAAGUCCGUUGGAUAGAUUUGGAAUCUGAAGAGUUUAAUAUCUUCCGAACGUUGUCAAAAUUUGUUUGUCAAAAUUUGUUUGUCGAAAAUAGGCACCAAUCUGUCACGUCGGCUUUUAAUAUUUAUAUUUAUUUCAAUCGCAGUAAACAGGAAACUUGUUUUUGUUUCAAUUUAUAAAAUGUCAUUUGAAAAAAUUAUAAAUUGAAAAAUAACAAAUAAUAACAAAUUUUCUUCAUAUUUCUUCUUCAUAUAAAUGUUAAAAAAUUAGUGUUGUGCGUGGUUUUUCUGUUUUUGAGCGUUUUACUUCAGUAAUUUAAAACAAUUAAGAAUUACGGUAGCUGACAUUAGUCGCCAAAUUGUCAUGCUUUGACAAUGUGGCAACCAAUGUCAGUUUGGAAGAUAUUUAAAGCAGAAACACAAUCACGAUUUGCCAGACGCGUGGUCGUGUGACGUUCAGAAAUCCUCAAAGUGCGCUUCUGCCACUUUGACUUUGAACAGCUGAUUAAAACAUAAAAUAUGCUGUCAAAUUUAAAAACUAAGUCACUCACAAAAUUAUUGGGCCAAGUUUUUGUCUUGAUUGUGGUAAAUAAAUAUAAUUUUCUUCACAAAAAAAAUUUAAACAACCACUCAAGUAUUUGACAAGUGGUCCAUGAAGUCAAAAAUGUAGAAGUUUUGCUAAUCACUCCAUCACGCCUUCAAAAUUUUGGGAGUGAAGAAUUCACUCCAAAAAUUCACUCCUUUUUCAAUUUUGGAAUUUGAAAUCACUCCUUUUAGAAGUGAUUAUAUAGCUAGGUGUGACACUUUUUGAAUUUUGGAAAACUACAGUAGAAAAAGCUUCAUUAGGUGUGUUUUUUUGUUUAUCUAUAUAGAUUUUGUGCAAAAAAACGACAUCGAGAUUUUUGAAAUCAAAACAAUUUACGUGUUAAAAACAACAAAAACUUUAUCUGUAUAGAUUUUUGAAAAAUCCAGAUAAUUAUCCAGAUUUUACUUUCUCUCGAUAAAAACAGUAGUGCCAAGGUAGUUUAAUUGUUGUGUUCAUACAGAAAUAUCUGAAAAUAUUAACAAAAAAAAAAAGCGGAGAAAACGAGGUUUGAAAAAAACUCUCAUAGAAAAAAAUAAUAAAAAAUUUGUUUGACAUGGUUGCAUUGAAAUGUUAAUAUCUCGAGAUAUACGCAAUGCACUUUUCAGAUAAAAGUCUUAAAUGGAUCCUGAUAAGAUUGUUGAACAGAUAUGUAUAUAAAAUUACCAAAGUUUUUUCGAAAAAUUAGAAAUAAAAAUAAAAAAGUUUUCACAUUUGAUUUUUAAAAAAUCGAAAAAAAAUUCAAUAUGGCCUGGCCACCUUCAAACGCUUAUAACACAAGAACGACGCAACUAAUGUUAAUGGUCAUGGUCUUAAAAUGUAGCUAAGAAUAUACAGAUAAUUUUUGGUUUUUUGUGAAAAAACAAUUUUUUUGAAUCCAACAUGGAUGCCAUGGCCAUAUGAAAAUUUUUGUUUGCAUCCAACAUGGAUGUAAUGGCCUUCCCACUUCGGAGUUAAAAUAAAAAAAAAACAAAAGCAACAUUUUUGACAGACAGCUGCCAAAGUAUGUGUACAGUGGUGCCAAAUGUUUGCAUGGAUUUCAAAAAUCCCGAUGUCGUUUUUUUGCACAAAAUCUAUAUAGAUAAACAAAAAAACACACCUAUUGUAAGAGAUUACACAAAUUUCGUAUGGUUGAACUUUUGGCAGUUGUCAAAAUCGACGGCAAAGCGUGAUUGUAUUUCUGCAUUUAUCUUUUUAUGUUUAUUGUGAAUGAGCGGUACAUGUAUUUGCUUUCAAGCACGAAAACUGAGUUCAGAAAAGACACUCCGACCUCAAAACGAGAAAAACGGGGUUGCACUCACACACUUGCAACUUUUUGUGUAUGAACACAAAGUUGAAGGAGAAAUCGUGGUGAAAAAACCAAUACAUAUAAAAUCUGCUCCGCGGUGAUUAUAAUUUCCAUACUAAUUUGAGCCGCCCUACCCUUCAAGCAAACAAGUCCGACCUCGGUCAAAAUCCGCUCCGCCUCAGGCGGAGCUGAAUCCGACUUCGGCUCAGAAACGGGUCCGAAGGCGGCUCAAAUUAGUAUGGAAAUUAUAAUCGAAAUUAUAAACGACUUUGUGCUCAUACACAAAAAGUUGCAAGUGUGUGAGUGCAACCCCGUUUUUCUCGGUCGGAGGUCGGAGUGUCUUUUCUGAACUCCGUUUUCUUGCUUGAAGGGUAGGGACCCGUUUCGUAGUCAAGGUCGGACUCAGGCGGAGCGGAUUCAGACCGAGGUCGGACAAUACAUAUAAAAUCUGCUCCGCGGUGAUUAUAAUUUCCAUACUUAUUUGAGCCGCCCUACCCUUCAAGCAAAGAAGUCCGACCUCGGUCCGAAUCCGCUCCACCUCAGGCGGAGCUGAGUUCGACUUCGGCUCAGAAACGGGUCCGAAGGCGGCUCAAAUUAGUAUGGAAAUUAUAAUCACCGCGAAGCUGAUUUCAUGUUUAUUGGUGUGGUGAAAAUCUCCAGUUCAAGAAAAUGGAGCCGAAGUCGUACCCGAGUCGGAGCUGCGAGAACCUACCAGAAAAGGAACAAAAAAAAAAGAAAUAACGGAUUUGCGACCAAAAAAAGAACAAUAAUUUCGUCGCCCUAGUAUUUAAGUGCCGUAUACGCCAUUUUUACAUUUUUGGGAAAUCGCAUUUAAAUGUUCGGAAGAUAAUUGCGAAAGAACUAACCGCUGGUGUUUUUUGAUAUUUUAGUAUGAUAUAUAAUUUAAAUGUGUCUUUUAUAUGCAUGUUAUUGGACAUCUGCAAUUCGUUUAGUUUUCAAAAUACAUACAUUUUUGUCCAAAAUGAGUUUUCCGUAUACGCCAUGAAAAUCAGAAGUUUCUUUUAUUCAUAUACACGUACGUCAAAAAAAAACAUAACGUACGUCAAAACAAUUCUCAAAAUUUUCUUGCAUUGCAUGCAAAAUUUGACGUAAAUGCCAAAAUUUUUGUCAAAACAAUAGUGAAUAUCUCGGCAACGAAAAAAGAUAGAAAAAAACGGAUAGCAGAUUUGAAAAGAGCAACUUCGAAAACAUACGACUGCAUACCUAGUUCAAAAAAUGCAAUUUGGCGUAUACGGCACUCCAAUACUAGGGCGACGAUUUAUUUUUUGUUUUUUUCGUUGAAUUUAUGUUAUUUUGACAAACAAACUUUUAUUUUAAUCAGAAUAAAUACAAUAUAAAACUUAAAAUACAAUAAGUCUUUUAAUUCAUUUGUUGUUGCUGCUGGUUGUUGGUGUUGUGCAGAAUUCUUUCAUUUCGCUAAUGAUGUCGUCUCACGCCAAAAUAUUUUUUUUUUUCAUUUUUCGAACUUCCACUUCCCGGUUGCACAUUGAAAAUCGCGACUUUCAAACACAACAUUUUUCAUAUUUCAUUUUUCAUAGUAAAUUUUACAUAUUUUUGUAUUAUUAUUUAAUAUAUUUUAAAAACAAUUCACUAUACAAGACACGACACGAGACACUUCACAAAUGGAAUAACAAAAUGACGCUGUUUUUUUUUUUGCCCUUGUCUUUCCUACGUUCUUUUUUCCUUUUCACUAUUUUUCACCACGCUUCUCCAUCGACUUUGUGUUCAUACACAAAAAGUUGCAAGUGUGUGAGUGCAACCCCGUUUUUC
Molecule: messenger RNA, 8632 nt
Organism: Episyrphus balteatus (marmalade hoverfly)
Lineage: Eukaryota; Metazoa; Arthropoda; Insecta; Diptera; Syrphidae
Exons: 2
Coding region: 1181-3181 (666 amino acids)
Source: RefSeq, a predicted model, not a curated record